GAUAUAAAAAAGAGACGCCACUAGAAGCGGCAGCUGUUAAACCGUUGCCAGAUUUUUACACAUUCCAUUCAUGCCAGGUAAGCAAAUUCAGUUUUUACAGAUUUUCGUGAUGUAUUUUCCUCGAAUCAUACGGAAUAGACUAUUUAAAAGCCUUUUGAAUGCUGAUUAGUAAUAGUUUGAAUACGUAUUAUUUUUUUAUUUAUAUAUAUAUUUAUAUAAGGUUUCCAUUUGGUAGUGGCUGUGCCUUUAGUAAAAAUUAUUCGACAGAUACGUUCUGGAUUAUGACGAGAAUUUAGAGAUUUAAUGUUGAGGGCGUAUAGAAGAAUGGAGCAAUCGGGAAAAAGCUUAGUGAGUAGAUAAAUCGGCUAGUUUUAUAAGUAAUUAUUACGCUCGUUAGAAAACAGCCGGUGUUUUUGACAGAUGGCGUUAGUAUAGGCGGUUAUCUACAUUGUUUUCUACAUGUUUAGGCCAAUGUACAAAUGUAGAACAAUUAAUUCUCUUAUCGAACGUGUACAGUCGCGCGAGAGUCGCAGCGGAAAUUCGAGAUCUCAAUAAAAGUUUUUUGGCUAUUUGACUAGAGCUGUAGAUCGCCUGUUAUUCUCGCCACGUAGUACUCAAAGGAUAUUAUACAUUAACUGUUCAUUCGUUGCUGUUAUUCGGGCCAUGUAUCAAAUCGCCUCAACCAACUAUAACCAAUUGGUUAUGCCAUUUCUUGAUCCGUCUAUGGCCGCUGCUAGUAUGAAUAAUCAACCGAGUGUUACAUUCGAAACUCAGGUAAUUUUUACUAUUUGGUUUCCCCAGUCCUAUGAGUCAACUUUUUAAAGGGUUGUGACAAAACAAUAUUUAAUAAAAUACGUAAAAAAAGAUGUCGCCACUGAACUUUUAACACGCUGAAGAUGGCGUCCAUGUCGGUCUGCUAGCCAGAACGAGCUAUAGCCGAUUUCGAUGGCUGCGGCCGCCACGUUGAAGAGGUGAGAUUGCGUAAAUAAAAGAAUGAACGGCAGAGAAGGUCAGUACGACGAUCGGUCGUUUCCAAACUACGGAGCAACGGCCCCGUCUCAAACGGCCUACAGAAAGCAGAAUUUUUCGGCGACUAGAAAUAUGCCGGCUGCCAGCCCGAGUGCAAGUUCUUCGAAGAGCUAUGGUUCGGAUACUUUAAGCACAACGAACCUUUAUAUUAGAGGAUUGAAUGUAAACACGACGGAUAAGGACUUGUUGGCACUCUGUUCAAAGUUUGGAAAAAUCAAUUCAACCAAGGCUAUCGUUGAUCCCGCAACAAAUAAAUGUAAAGGGUAUGGAUUCGUUGAUUUUGAAAACCCACAGGCAGCUGAAGCAGCUGUGAAAGAAUUACAGUCUACUGGAGUUCAAGCACAAAUGGCUAAAGUUAGUAAGGCUCAAGAGCAAGAUCCAACCAAUUUGUAUAUUGCGAAUCUACCGGUUGUCUACACCGAACAAGACCUUGAGAAGAUGUUCUCACCAUACGGACAAGUCAUCAGCACUAGGAUAUUGAGGGACCAGAGUGGAACUAGUCGUGGUGUUGGCUUCGCAAGAAUGGAAUCUAAAGAGAAAUGCGAACAGAUUAUACAAGCAUUUAACAGCAAAAUUGUUGCAAAUGCUCAAGAGCCACUGAAUGUUAAAUUCGCUGAUUCCGGUCAUAAGAAGAGAACUAAACCAACCAAUAUACCCCACCAGUGGACCGAAUAUAGGGCACAGGCGGAUAUCCAGGGUUACCCGAUAGGCAUACCCUUCCCGUUUGAUCAACAUCCUCAGAAUGGUAUGCCACAAGUUCUGACGCCUCCAAACAUGCGUUAUGCUCCAGCAAAUUUGGGUUAUAGUCAACCGCUUGCUGCAAGUAAUCCGUGGAUGUAUCCAAAUAUGAUGCCGACUCAUGCAGCUAUGGCACCGGCUAAUAUAAGAUUACUAAGAAUUGUAUAUGUAAGAGCGCGCAUGCUAGCAUGUAUUACAGCAGUAACUAGAGGGCGCAUGGCUUGCCUGCAGGUGGCGGGCGGAAGCAAUAUACCGACAGCAGCUUCGCCCGGAACGGGAAUCGACGCUCACCUCUAUUCUCAGAUGAAUCAACUAUCGUUAGAUGCCCGAGACCCAGCUGUAUCAACGGGUGCCCAUAUUUGA
This is a messenger RNA of Dimorphilus gyrociliatus, 2130 nucleotides long. The record is from the annotation of a GenBank genome assembly. NCBI's taxonomy places the organism in Eukaryota, Metazoa, Annelida, Polychaeta, Dinophilidae.